Molecule: messenger RNA, 6272 nt
Organism: Vidua macroura (Pin-tailed whydah)
Lineage: Eukaryota; Metazoa; Chordata; Aves; Passeriformes; Viduidae
Gene: IPMK
Product: inositol polyphosphate multikinase
Exons: 6
Coding region: 1-1299 (432 amino acids)
Biological process (GO): inositol phosphate biosynthetic process
Cellular component (GO): nucleus; cytoplasm
Molecular function (GO): inositol tetrakisphosphate kinase activity; inositol-1,4,5-trisphosphate 3-kinase activity
Source: RefSeq, a predicted model, not a curated record
AUGGCCACGGAGCCCCCGCGGCCGGCGGGGCGCCCCGAGGGCGGGCGCGGGUGCUGCGCGGGCGGCGGGCGCGGCGAGACGGAGGAGGCCGAGGCCGCGGCCCAGCCGGUGCUCGGCGCCUCUCCGGGCCCCGCGGCGGCGGGGGGCGGCCGGCGGCGGGCGCUAAACGGAUGCGUGCCGCUGUCGCACCAGGUGGCCGGGCACAUGUACGGCAAGGAUAAAGGCGGCAUACUGCAGCAUCCAGAUGGAACUGUCCUGAAGCAGUUGCAGCCACCACCUCGUGGUCCCAGGGAGCAAGAGUUCUACAACAAGGUUUAUGACUCCGAAUGUUGCGACAGCAUUCUUCUGGAGCUGCGGGAAUAUCUGCCAAAAUACUUCGGUGUCUGGUCACCGCCUACUGCACCAAAUGAUACAUAUCUAAAACUGGAAGAUGUGACCCGUAAGUUUAAUAAGCCCUGCAUAAUGGAUGUAAAAAUUGGUCAGAAAAGUUAUGACCCGUAUGCUUCAGCGGAGAAGAUACAGCAGCAGGUCAGCAAGUACCCACUGAUGGAAGAGAUUGGCUUUUUGGUUCUUGGAAUGAGGGUGUACCACGUGUCUUCAGACAGCUAUGAGACACAAAACCAGCACUACGGAAGGAGCUUGACCAAGGAAACAGUCAAGGACGGCAUCUCAAAGUUUUUCCACAGUGGGUACUGCUUGAGAAAAGAUGUGGUAGCUGCCAGCAUUCAGAAGGUUGAGAAGAUUUUGGAGUGGUUUGAAGGCCAGACACAGCUCAACUUCUACGCAAGCUCACUGCUGUUUGUCUAUGAAGGUUCAUGUCAAGCGACAACCAUGCGGUUGAGUGAUGUCACCUUGGCAGAGAAGAGAAAAGUACCCAAAGGCCUGUUAUCAGGUGGAGAUGUAUUGGAGUAUAAUAAUAAUAUUCAUGUAAUAAAUUCGACAGAGAAUGGAAAAAUUGAAGCCUCUGUAGGUAAAGGCUUGUCUAAAUUUUAUGCACUUCACAAAAAGGCGUGCUCGAAGAGGCACCACAGUCAGCUCUCCCUAAAAGUUGAAAACUCAGAGCAAGACAAUGUGUGGAAAACCAGCACAUGCAUUACACAGGAGCACCUGAAUGGAAAUGUUCUACCCCAACUGGAAAAAGUUUUCUAUCACAUGCCAGCAGAGACCAAGGAAAGUGCAAAUGUCGAAGUCCGAAUGAUCGAUUUUGCUCAUGUGUUUCCCAGCAACACAAAGGAUGAGGGCUAUAUUUAUGGUCUGAAGAAUCUCAUCACAGUACUGCAAAAUAUUUUGGAUAACUAAAUUCUUUGCUAUGUUUUUUAUUGGGGGCCAAUGAUAAAGAGCAACAACAUGAAGAAUUUCUGCACUUGUAAUGCUGUAUAACUGGGUUUGUAUUGUUCUAUAUUUUAUUUGUCUUUGUACUUUUGGUAGAAAGGUUUAACUUUUUAUAAUUUCACUCAGGAAAAAUAUUGAUAGUUAAUUAGGAAGUGUGAAAGGAUGAAGAUACCUGAGAUAAAGCAGGAUAGUUAAAUUAACAGAAUGAAAUGUAUGUGGUUGGCUUAAAUCCAAGGACUACCAGAAGCAAGGGUUAUGUUAGUUCUUCUAAUGACUUUAGCAUAGAUGACAUUUUUGCCCAUUUAGCCUUGACACUGAGCCACAUCUCCAUUAAGAGGUGUUUAGAAAAUAGACUGAAAGUUGUAAGGUGCAGGAUUGAUGUCCUCAGUACUGCCCUUGUGUUUACUGUAUUUGAAUAACUGGAGUAACUCUGCUUGGAGAGAAAUCCCAUUCUGAGUCAGCAGUCUCACCUGAAGCCAGUGCAUCCCAAAGUGCUUUUCUGUGUCAUUGGACAAUAUUGUUGUUCUUUCAGCCCUUCCCCCUUCUUGGAUGUUGUAGCUGAUGUUCAUCACACAUGAGCUACCGUGUAAUUUGUGUUGAGGUGCUAAGAAAAUGCUGGAGUACAAUAUCAUAACAGACUUAAACUGCACAACUUCUAGAGAAACCGUUUGUUCCUAAGAACAAGCGAAAGAAGGCAAAUGCAAGAUGUUCCAGGAACUGAUUUGGUUUAGGAGAUUAUGUCAGUCUGUUAAUGGAGUGUCUGAUGCUGUGAUUAAGGAAAAUGUCUCACUCUGUUGUUCUCGUGGCCAUUCUCCAUCAACAUUGCUUUAAAAAGCAAACCAGUAGAAUGGGGAAACAAGUGUUUUGGGUGAGUGUGCAGAGCUCUGCUGGCUGUAAGCCACUUGCAUUUUUGCAGUGAGUGUUUGAUGCUUCAACUGCUGGGGAGCACUGACUGGAACCUCAAGCAAUAGAAGGCAGAGGAGCCUCCUGCGAGAUCAUUCAGCCUUGGAGCCACCAGCUGUGCUACCACUUGUGCCAGUGGAGCUGUGGCUCUCCAUCCUGGGCUGCUGACAUGGCAAGUUUCUUUAAUGACACACAGGCAAGCUGUGUAAUUUGAAAGCUGUCCCAUUUCCUUCCUUUUCACAAGAAAAAGUCAAUGUUUGUAUGGAAUACUUGAGAUCAGGAUGAUGUAUCCAAAGCAGUUUUGGUUGUCUCUGCUGUGUAGGUGGCUGUGCUGCCAUGCAUAUUACAAUGAGCUGUAUGAAAAGUGGGAAUGGAGGAGUCCUGCCAUCCCUAGAGCAAGAUUUUAAUGCUUAAAGCCUUUCCAGGCCGAAAAUGUUGUCGAAUGGAUUUGGUCAUUGGAAACAUAAAUCUUUUUCAUGUGGACUUAGUGACCCUGUGGCCUUGCUGCUCUCUCUGUAUGAUGUUCUGCACUAUGCACUCAGCUGUGUACACGUCUUGACAAGUUCUUCAUUGGACAUCUGUUUUCUACAUGACAAAGAGAUGCAUACUUUUUCAAGCAACUACGCUGUUUUAAAUAAAGCUGAAUUUUUAGCUCUAUUUGAGAACUUGGGUUAAUUGGGUGAAACAGGGUAUUACUAUGUGUAGAAUUACAUGGUUUAAACUUUAGAACUCAUAUUGACCAAUACAUUCAAUAAUGAAACCAACCUUUUAGUAACAUGAUGUUUUAGAAGUAUGGAAAAAGGGGCUUGCAAGAAGGGUGAGACCAGUGUGUUAAAAAUUUUAUGUGAAAUACAGUGAAGUCUGAGGGGGAAAGUACCAGGAAGAGAGGAACUUUUUUCCUACCUGGUAUUUCUCUUGCACCUUAUAGUUAAUAUAUUCCCAACUCCCUGUGAAUUAAUUUAAGCCAUAUUCUAGAAAGAGUUUGUGGUUUUGUUUGCUUUGUCACUGGUUUCUCUGUUAUGAUUUUAUUGUUCUGUCCCUUAAAUUGUUAACACUAGAAUAGUCCAGACUGGUAGUGGCCUUGUAUGAUAAAGGUACAAGGUUUUAUAGGAAAAUAUGGGCAAAAACAUUUUAACAUCAUCAUUUUUGUCCUCUCUAAGUCAUCUCUUCUGGGUUUUAAUCCACUUUGUACCAGAGAAAUGAGGCAUUUUCCUCAAGUCAGUUAUUGGAAAAUGAUAAGUAUGCACUUAACACCAUGCACUCUCCUGUCUCUGCUUUAAGAUAAGUGUCCUCAGUGUUUGAAUGCUCUUUAAGUAUUGAUUGUUUUGUUGGCUAUGGCAGUAUUUGUAACAUGCCUGGAAUAUUGUCAACCUGUCAGAAUAUUUUGAAUUAAAAAAAAAUUAUCAUGGUUUUUGUACCAGCAGUUAUUAUGAAUGUAUUUCUGAUAAUUUAAAAUGUAGCCUGAGAAGUAACAGUAUUUUUCAUUGGAAAUUGUGUAAAUAAAGCUUAUGUGGAGAUGUUUGGGCACAGUACCAGCUGUGAGUUUGAGCCUGCAGAGGCCUUAUACUCACACUUCUGUUCUUGCAGAUUUUAGGCUCGGCGUGUCUUGUGUCUGAGCCAAUUGUUUUCAGUUGCAGUUGGAAAUGUAUUACAGAAAUCAUUAAACAGAAUAUGUAAUUAAUCAGAAGAUGAAGAGGGAGACAAUGGGUCACUGAACUGAUGCACUCUCAAUGAUUGAUCUCCCUCCCUCUCAGCAAUGCCCCUUUUGUUCUCUGGGCAGAGUAUACAGGACAGGCAAACAUUACAUGGAAAUCUUUACAGGAAUGGUUACAAGGCUUGUAGGUGUUUAUGUCCAUAAAACAGUGGGUUGCUGCCCCAGACUAGUGUGGUGUAGCUGGGUGCUAGGCCUGCUGAGGAAACUGAUGAUUUUAAGCAAUAAGAGUUGGGUUUAGCAGAGCCAACUCUCAAAGAGGAAGAUCUCAUGCAGCAUUGUCACUCAUGAACUCUGAGAAUAGAGGCUUCUGCCUAGGUGGUGUGAGGACUGUGCUUAGAAUUACCUAAGGAGAACUUGAGUUGUAUAAAGUUUUAUGGAAAGCAUUUACAAAUGUAUUUUUGAAUAUUAGUGAAAUUUGUUGCAUAAAUUGCAUUGGAAGUUACUAUGCCAUUAUUAAAUACUUAAAAUAAUUUAAUCAAUUCGUUUUAUGAACUGAAGUGGAGACUUUACUGGUAGUUGUGAUUCUGAUGAAACUUGCACUGUUUUGUUUUUUUCUACUGUAAUGUAUAACCAGGGUGUUCUUUUCCAUAAUCUCACCGUUUCAUGGAGAACGUCUAAAAAUACUGAGUAGAUCAGGAAAUCACUAUUUUCCAUUAAUUUGAUUAACAGAGUGCAUAUGUUUUUAAAAUAUUUCAGUGCAUGUAAUAUUGUAAGUAAUGUUAACAUGCUACAGAUCUAGAACCCCAGUAAAACUUCCUCACCUGCAGAGAGCUCUUGAUGUGAUCUCGAUUGUGCAGAGUUUAAAAUGGGCCUUCUCAGCUGUGAGAGCAGCAGUGGUGAAGGAAUGGUAUCACCUACGCUGGCCACGUCAGGUGUGCAGGAGUGUUCACAUUAUGAACCUAAAAUCAUUGCAGUGACUUGCUCCCGUCAUGAUCUGAAGCACAAUCAAAUGUAGGAAGAUGCUGGAAGAGCGGAGACUUACAUCCACACUUCCCGUUUAGCUGACCAUCCUCCUAAUUUCUUUCGGAUAUUUUUUCCCUACGUACAGUUUCCCCCCCAAGUGCCCUUGCCACAGGUGGCAUCAUGAUGGAAAUUUCUAUUUCCUAAAAAGCUCAUGCCCCAUAAAUCCUUUUGAAGUGCCGCUUCUGAAAAACACCGUGAGAUGCCUCAAAUGCUGUAGGAAUCCACUCUCCCCUGAAAGAGCAGGAAUGGUGGUGGUGGACAGGACGAUCUGAUGGGAGACUGGAUCGUAGGCUUUGAGUGAGUUCUUUACUCGGGAGUUGCAGAGGAUGUUCUGGGGGCAAUGUGAGUGACAGCUGAACUGUGUGGAGUUUCCCUUCCCUCACUGCGGCUCAGGAGGAGGUUUGGGUUUAAGGAGGUGGUACAGCAGAGAGCACUGAGAGUUCCUAAGGAGACCUGAGCAGGAGACCUGGGUCUGUGCUGUAGCACAGAGAAUGGCUGCAGGUAAGAUCCAAAGGCUGCAGAUCUCCAGGUGGCCCACAGAGAGAAUGUGUUGUACUUACUCAUUGGGUUAAAAAGGAUGUUAUCUGGGAAGUAUCAUCACCAUAGCCACGAUUUUGGCUGUUUUUCAUGUUCACAGCAAUCUGUAAAUGGAAGCUGCAGUAGAAAAUUGUCAUCCAAAGGGCAAAUAUGUUUGAAAGGGGAAAAUAAGGAAACUGAGGGUUGUGCCACAGAAAACAUGUUUCAGUAAAUAUCUUUUACUCUGGUCUUGUUUAGUGGAGAUAGGCCUUGUGGAUUUGGGGUUUGUUACAUGACAUUUACUAGCAAAGUCAGAACAAAGGUACUUCAAAACACCUUAGUUUGAAUUGUGGACAUUGGUUCAAGUAGUUAUUUUAUUUCAUAGGUCACUUUUUAAAAAAGAAAGUAGCAUCCAAACACGUGUUGCACCUGACUAAAUGAAACUACAGUGCACAAACGCACUUUAAUCUUCUGGGAACUGUACUGGAACAUAGAUGAAACCAUGUGAAACUGCACCUGAUGCUGUGUUGUUAAUUGUUUUUGAGAUUUAAAGUUCUACAGUCAUUAUGUUGAUGAAUUAAUGUGUCUAGUCUAGUCUCAGUUUCUUUGAUCCAAGUGUCUAAAGCUGCCUCUCAAUCUCCUCUGAUCUGUAUGUGUUUGUAAUUUCAUUUGCUAUUUUCUGACAUUCUUGGACCACAGGGAGUAUUGUUAAUAUUACCCGUGUUUAUUUUAUAGAACAUUGUACUGUGCUAUCUAUCAACUUUUGUAACUUAAUUCUUAGUGAUAUUUAGGGUCAUUCUAAUAGCUGUAUGUUUGGCAAAUUAUUAAAAAUUUCUGCAAGUGA